Messenger RNA from Ostertagia ostertagi, 2124 nucleotides. NCBI's taxonomy places the organism in Eukaryota, Metazoa, Nematoda, Chromadorea, Rhabditida, Trichostrongylidae. The record is from the annotation of a GenBank genome assembly.
AUGAGUCCCGAAAAUGCGGGUGACGUCACGCGUAGAGAAGGGCGACGGAGGAAGUACGGUAUCACGCAUGUUGUGAACUUAUCGAUCUCUUGUCCACGGCCGAAAUCGAUUGAGAACGACAAGAAUUUCUUUCGAAUACCGGUGAAUGACUCGUACCAGGAGAAGUUGUCACAGUAUUUCGACGAAGCAUGGGUGUUUCUAGAAAAGGUGCGCACGGAAGGAAAAGUGGUGCUGAUUCACUGUCUUGCGGGAAUAUCAAGAAGUCCGACGCUGGCCAUUUCAUACGUUAUGCGAUACAAGAACAUGUCAUCUGAAGACGCUUAUAGGCUGAAGGAAGAUGAUGAUGAUGUGAAACACAGUAUUGACAACGGCGAAUCAUCGGGUCUCACACGAAAAUUACAGACUAGUCAAGGAGAAACGCCGUCGAUUUCACCGAACUUCAACUUCAUGGGGCAACUGCUUGAAUACGAGCAGUUACUGAUCAAGAAAGGCCUCUUGUCAGCAGAGGCCUCAUCGAAGCGUAUUGAUCGACCGAUUUCAUUCAAGCAGGUUUUCGCUGCCGAGGAUUCUGACGAGCCAAUUUGUCCAGCAACGAAAGUUCCAAAGUCGGCAUCUGCACAUUGCGUGUUUUUCGAACGGCCACGCGACAUUGGUGUACCAGUAGCUCGAGUGAACGAGAAUGGAAAACGCGGCCUUAGUGAUCCUCUCGAUCGACCGAAGGUGCUUGGUCUGUACAAUGCGGAAUCAAAACGAAUAGCGGCCGAAGAACUGCCGUCACCGUCUACUGAACUCUCAAAGCUUACCUUCACCGGUCUUCCCUCGCCAACAUCGCCAACUCUAGGGGAAGGCCGGAGCUUGUCGCUGUCGAAUCCCUGCUUUGUCUCACCAACGAGAGAAACGCUUCAACCCGAGACGGUCACUCAUACAGAAGAAUGCGAGACGAGUCGGCGCAGCUAUUUCAAGCAUCGUUUCGUGUCACUUUUUAAGUCCCAUCCAAGUCCGACGUGUUGUGUGCAAUCGCCACAGUUGACCGCUAGUCGUCCGGAGAAUCUCCAGUCAUCUGGCAUUCCAUUCUUCGGUAUCAGCAGAAAAGUCACGAAGACCAGUCCGCUGGUAACUACAGCUGAAGAAGCAGAAUCACCUGAAUCUGGCUAUCAGAAUUUUCGACUACAGUUUCCGCAACAGUGUGAAAGUGAGCAUCCUGCGAGCGGUGACGGCGGCGGCAGAAUUUGCGGCAUGAGCCGAUUGUCGGCCAGCAUCUCACAACCGUGUUUAUCGUCGAUCAGUUUAAACACUGAUGGUCCUACACAGAUCUUCCCGUUCAUGUACCUGGGCAGUCAACAGGAUGCACUUGACGAGGAGAAAAUGAAGAAGUACGGUAUCACGCAUGUUGUGAACUUAUCGAUCUCUUGUCCACGGCCGAAAUCGAUUGAGAACGACAAGAAUUUCUUUCGAAUACCGGUGAAUGACUCGUACCAGGAGAAGUUGUCACAGUAUUUCGACGAAGCAUGGGUGUUUCUAGAAAAGGUGCGCACGGAAGGAAAAGUGGUGCUGAUUCACUGUCUUGCGGGAAUAUCAAGAAGUCCGACGCUGGCCAUUUUCAAUACACUAGUCAAGGAGAAACGCCCGUCGAUUUCACCGAACUUCAACUUCAUGGGGCAACUGCUUGAAUACGAGCAGUUACUGAUCAAGAAAGGCCUCUUGUCAGCAGAGGCCUCAUCGAAGCGUAUUGAUCGACCGAUUUCAUUCAAGCAGGUUUUCGCUGCCGAGGAUUCUGACGAGCCAAUUUGUCCAGCAACGAAAGUUCCAAAGUCGGCAUCUGCACAUUGCGUGUUUUUCGAACGGCCACGCGACAUUGGUGUACCAGUAGCUCGAGUGAACGAGAAUGGAAAACGCGGCCUGAGUGAUCCUCUCGAUCGACCGAAGGUGCUUGGUCUGUACAAUGCGGAAUCAAAACGAAUAGCGGCCGUAAGAAUAGCCGAUCAAACCGCGUUACUGGAACUCUCAAAGCUCUACUCUUCCACCGUUUUCCGCCAACCCAUCGCAACUCGGGGGAGGCCGCGGAUAACUUGUCGCUAUCGCAAAUCUCUUUGUCUCACGCAGCAAACGCGAGAGACUAACUAG